Messenger RNA from Branchiostoma belcheri (Belcher's lancelet), 1155 nucleotides. Its product is annotated as small nuclear ribonucleoprotein Sm D3-like. The record is from RefSeq and is a predicted model, not a curated record. Lineage: Eukaryota; Metazoa; Chordata; Leptocardii; Amphioxiformes; Branchiostomatidae. The transcript is spliced from 4 exons. Bases 147 to 509 code for a protein of 120 amino acids. Gene Ontology annotation, biological process: RNA processing; spliceosomal snRNP assembly. Gene Ontology annotation, cellular component: catalytic step 2 spliceosome; U4 snRNP; U12-type spliceosomal complex. Gene Ontology annotation, molecular function: RNA binding.
GGACGGACGGACUCUUAACCGAACGCAUGCGCAUUGUCCCCCGCGUUCAUUCGACGUUUUCCGCCAUUUUACACGCGACAAAGAGCACUGAAAAUCUUCCAUUUUUUACAGGCUUGGCGACAGUUUAAAGUCUUUGAGAAGCCAACAUGUCUAUCGGAGUCCCCAUCAAGGUCCUGCACGAAGCAGAAGGCCAUAUCGUCACACUGGAGACCACAACAGGCGAGGUAUACAGAGGGAAACUGGUGGAAGCAGAAGACAACAUGAACUGUCAGAUGGCCAACAUCACAGUUACGUACAGGGACGGUCGAGUGGCACAGCUGGAGCAUGUUUUCAUCCGUGGCAGUAAGAUCCGGUUCAUGAUAUUACCAGACAUGUUAAAGAACGCUCCCAUGUUCAAGAGUCAACAGAAGGGACAGAAGGCAGCCAUGGGCAAGUCUGCCAUCCUCAGAGCACAAGCUGCCAGAGGCCGUGGACGGGGAAGAGGCAACGUUUUCCAGAGAAGAAGGUGAUGGGGGAAACCAACGUCAGCCACACAGAAGCAAGGGCUUCUAAACAAGUCCUCUUUUUUUUGUAUACUCUUUUUCAUUUCAUGUAGAACUGCACUUUAUACUAGCAGUUCUGUCAUGUCUAGUAGACCGACAUCACUGGACGUACUGUAAUAUUUUGUUUCACUUGUAGGGUGUAUGUUAAGUAGCUUGAAGAAACUUUUGUAAACUAAGAUCACCAGGAAAAGUUGAGGCAUGGACGGGAAAUUUCUUCCCUUGAACUUGAAGAAAAAGUAACAUUAAGCGACAAAAAAGAUGUAUUCAGAUACUGAUUACCAGUGGAGACCCAGCUUUGGAUACAAGGGAUCUUUCCUUUCUGUACCUUAUAAGUUGUACCAGUUUAUGAAUCAUUUAGUGUGAAACAGUAGCUUUAAUUAAACUAAAUUCUUGUUGAGGCUGACAGUCUUAUUAUGGUUAAGAAAUUGUCUAAUCUAAGCCACAAGCUUCUAAAACUUAUGGUCUCUUUAGCUGUUUUUUUUUCUUUUCUGGUACUGGUAUGGAAGAAGCAUCAAUGUUAAGUAACUCACAAGGUUAUCUCAAAUUUUCCAUGAUGACUCAAGAAUGAAAGCAAAGACUUGACUGGUGUCAAUAAAGUCUUGAAAAAUUCCCA